AUGUCCAAGGUGGUCAUUUCGCUGGAUUUGGAUGCCUUUUAUUGUGCUGUCGAACAGCAUUAUGACCCGACGUUGGCUGGUGAUGUGCCGUUUAUUGUGUAUCAGAAAAAUUGCGUUGCCACAUUAUCAUACGCAGCCAGGAACUUGGGUCUCAAGAAACUGAGCACAGUUUCAGAAGCAGUGAAAAAAGUCCCUGGUAUUAGACUGGUCAAUGGUGAGAGUCUGGCAAAGUACAGGGCUGAGGGAAAGAAAAUCCUCGAUUUUGUCUCUGGAUUGUUCGGAGGAUGUGUGCCUAUGGAGAGACUGGGUCUCGAGGAACUUCGCAUUGAUAUCACUAAAGUGGUUGAUUAUAAUAUGGAAAAUCUCCGGAAUACUGGACUGCUGGAUAUUAUACGAAAUAGCGGUGCUGAAGUUGGAGAUGAAAGUCCUGAGGGUAUUUAUUUAUUUAUGACUGAUGGAGACACUCCUACCAAUGACAGUGGCAUCUCAGGACGGCGUGUUAUUGGUGGUGGUGGUGGUCUGGAUGGUUCAGAAGCUGAUAUUGAUAAAACUCCGAGCAGUGAUCCUUUCUUUUGUGAAAACUUCUUUUUCAAUGUGCCCGCCAAAGUGUUUCCAUUAGACAGGAACAAUGCUCUACCGACGUUUACUGAUAGUGAAGAACACUUGAGGUGCUAUAUUGGUGGUCAACUGGCAAGUUAUAUUAUGGAACGACUCAGUAUGGACAUGGGUUAUAACUGUUCUAUAGGACUGGGACCCAAUAAAACUAUUGCUAAAAUGGCAUGUAGUCUGAACAAACCAAAAGGACUGACAAUAGUGUUACCGGAACAUGUUCAGGACUACCUUGACUCCACGUUUGUAUCAGCCAUUCCUGGAUUCGGUCAUAAGACAGUCAGACGGAUAGCUGAAGAUAUAGCCUUUUCAGACCGUCCUGGCAACGGACUCUUCAGCACUUUUAAACGAGAAAAUGAGAAUCCCACAUCUGCUGCUCCCAUCAGAGACUCCAGAACCCCGACACCAGACAGUCCUCUUGCAACUAACUCGAAUGAAGCAAAGCUAUCUUCAGUAGAAGUAUCACCACCGACUUUACAAAAACCAGUAUCAAUUGAAGCAUCACCCUCAUCAAACAAACCAGUGUCAGUAGAAACAUCACCCUCAUCAAAGAAGCCAAUCUCAACUAUUAAGAGUAGUGGAGGAGUAGAAAAGCUCGAACUUCAUGCGUUAAUGGACAGAGAGUUUGGAAGACAUCUCACAGUCUACGAUGUACGAACCAACCUCCAUCGAACAGACUUUGUACGAUUAUUCGGCCAAAAACAAGGAUCUGUGUUAUGGGAUCUGAUGCACGGUAUCGACAACAGUCCUGUCAAACAAGCCAGCGAUAUUCCCACUCAGAUAUCCAUUGAAGACACAUACAAACGCAUCGAUACCUUCGAACUCGUAAAAGAAGCUAUAGUCUCACUCACGAACUCGCUUCUCUACCAAAUCCACUGUGAUCUCAUCGACUCAGGCGACCUCACAUGGAGAGUAUUCCCCACCACCUUCCGACUCACCAUGAGCCGAGGAGAUUUCAACCCCUACGCAGUCCGUAAAUCCAAAUCGACCCGACUCCCACCUUCCUUUUUCGACGAAAUGCUCUCCAUAUCCUCGACUCCCGACCCCACCCCACUCUCCUACGAAGUCCUCUCCCGCAAACUCUUCCAAGACCCCAUCCUGGCCCUCUACAACCAACUCUCCACCGCCCGUGCCGGCGAAAAACUGAACGUCCGACUCCUCAACGUCGCGGUAACCAACUUCGACCCCACCCGACCCACAGCCACGCGAAGCAAACCGUCCUCCCGCCAGUCUCGCGGGGUCAUGGACCGGUUUCUGAACCUGAAGUGA
Sugiyamaella lignohabitans is the source of this 1878-nucleotide messenger RNA. RefSeq lists its product as uncharacterized. Gene Ontology annotation, molecular function: damaged DNA binding; DNA-directed DNA polymerase activity. The transcript has a single exon. The coding region runs from base 1 to 1878 and encodes 625 amino acids. NCBI's taxonomy places the organism in Eukaryota, Fungi, Ascomycota, Dipodascomycetes, Dipodascales, Trichomonascaceae. The record is from RefSeq and is a predicted model, not a curated record. Gene Ontology annotation, biological process: translesion synthesis.